AUGGACAAGUUCAUGAAACCCAGGAAAGCCGCUAGAUGCUUCUAUGGACGCAAAGCCAUCAUCGUGAAGAACAUUGAAGAUGGCAGCUCAGACCAACCCCGCAGCUGGGCUCUGGUGGCUGGGAUUGACCACUAUCCAUGCAAAGUGACAGCUGCCAUAGGCAACAAGACAAUUGCCCAAAGAUCAAAGAGCAAGUCUUUUGUGAAGGUUUAUAUCUAUAAUCACCUCAUGCCCACAAGAUACUCUGUAGAUAUCCUCUUAGACAAAACUAUUGUGGACAACUAUGUCUUCCGAGACCCAGCUCUGCAAUAUAAGGCCAGGCUGGAGGAUAAGGUCAAUUUUGAGGAGGGAUACAAGAUGAGCAAGAAACAACUGGGUCUUCCAGAAGCUUCAAUUUUAGAUUCCCAACCCCCCAUCAUUAAAAAAAAAUGA
Molecule: messenger RNA, 432 nt
Organism: Jaculus jaculus (lesser Egyptian jerboa)
Lineage: Eukaryota; Metazoa; Chordata; Mammalia; Rodentia; Dipodidae
Product: 60S ribosomal protein L27-like
Exons: 1
Coding region: 1-432 (143 amino acids)
Biological process (GO): translation
Cellular component (GO): cytosolic large ribosomal subunit; ribosome
Molecular function (GO): structural constituent of ribosome
Source: RefSeq, a predicted model, not a curated record